Patella vulgata (common limpet) is the source of this 273-nucleotide messenger RNA. RefSeq lists its product as uncharacterized. The transcript has 4 exons. The coding region runs from base 1 to 273 and encodes 90 amino acids. Lineage: Eukaryota; Metazoa; Mollusca; Gastropoda; Patellidae. The record is from RefSeq and is a predicted model, not a curated record.
AUGAGCGAUGAAAGUCGGCAAAUAUGCUUCUUUGUGACUAUUACAUAUGGUAAAGACAUUGUAACAGAGAGAAUUAUUAACAACAAGGAAGUUCUACGCAUGACUAGACUAACAAAUACAUUAAAUGAUAUGCUGGAGAAGAAAGGCCUUACAUGUCCAUGGCCACCCACAUCUGUUGAUCUUACAACUGAUGCAGUAAGAUCAGUGGUUCCAGCAGUCCUGUUUAACUUUUUAGCCUGGGCUGUUGGGGCAUCUGAGGAUCCUCUCAGAUAG